Messenger RNA from Hemiscyllium ocellatum (epaulette shark), 984 nucleotides. RefSeq names its product probable G-protein coupled receptor 139. The transcript is spliced from 2 exons. The record is from RefSeq and is a predicted model, not a curated record. Gene Ontology annotation, biological process: G protein-coupled receptor signaling pathway. Gene Ontology annotation, cellular component: membrane. Bases 1 to 984 code for a protein of 327 amino acids. NCBI's taxonomy places the organism in Eukaryota, Metazoa, Chordata, Chondrichthyes, Orectolobiformes, Hemiscylliidae. Gene Ontology annotation, molecular function: G protein-coupled receptor activity.
AUGCACGGGCCAGCGAAUGGACAAUUCUACGCCAUUUAUUAUCCCUUCCUCGCUAUUAUUGGUGUUCCAGCCAACUUGAUGGCGAUCAAUAUCCUAUCCCGUGAACGGUGCGGACUGUCCCGGUGCAUCACUUACUACCUGGUGGCAAUAGCAGUUGCUGAUUUCUUUGUCAUCGUUAUGGCUGUCAUCCUCAACCGGAUCGCUGGUAUCUAUUUUCGAAACAGUAUCUGGUCCGUAACGCCUUCUUGUGCACUCAGCACUGUGCUGGUGUACGCCACUCGCGAUGGCUCGGUCUGGCUGACAGUGGCUUUCACCGCUGACCGUUUUGUGGCCAUCUGCUGUCAGCGGCUGAAGACCACGUACUGCACAGAGAAAACUGCGUCGCUAGUCAUAGGAAUUGUCUGUGCCCUGAGCUGCAUGAAGAAUAUCCCUUUCUACUUCAUCUACCAACCACUGUACUUCUUGGAUGGGGUGCCCUGGUUCUGUGACAUUAAGAUCAGCUACUACAAUUGGCCAAUCUGGCAGACCUAUGACUGGCUGGAUCGCAUCUUAACCCCCUUUGUUCCAUUCCUCCUUAUCCUGUUACUCAAUGCCCUGACCGUAAGAUAUAUUCUGUUGGCUAGCAGAGCCCGCAAAAGACUCAGGGCUGCUGAGAAUCGACAAGAUCCAGGAAUGGCUAAUCGCAAGAAGUCCAUUGUCCUGCUGUUUACCAUUUCUCUCAGCUUCCUUUUACUGUGGGUGACCUAUGUUGCACAUUUUCUUUACGUGCAGAUUGCAGGUGAGGCCUACUUCACUGGUCUGGAUUUCAAUGAUCCACAGUACAUCUUUCAAGAGAUGACCAAUAUGCUUCAACUGCUCAGCUCCUGCACUAACAUCUUCAUUUAUGCAGUAACACAGUCCAAGUUUCGACAUGAGCUGAAGAAUACACUUAUGUAUCCUUUCACCACCCUCGCUGUUCGCUUUAAACCAGUGAAAGAGCAAUAA